Messenger RNA from Nyctereutes procyonoides (raccoon dog), 4757 nucleotides. RefSeq names its product MIS18 binding protein 1 (gene MIS18BP1). Bases 382 to 3828 code for a protein of 1148 amino acids. The transcript has 17 exons. The record is from RefSeq and is a predicted model, not a curated record. NCBI's taxonomy places the organism in Eukaryota, Metazoa, Chordata, Mammalia, Carnivora, Canidae.
CUUUUGUAGAAAGAAUAUUGCCCUCGCGCUUCGGGGCCACCCCGAGUUUUCUCGAGUCGCACGGUGACGCACUUCCUGAGCGCGCCAUUGCGGGGCUGAGCGGAGGGCGGGCUCUUCGAAUUUGAAUUCCCCAACUGUUGUGGGUACCUGGGAACCUCGCGAGGGGGGAAGGGUCGCCUGGGCUUGGGCUGCGGGGCCAGAGGCGCGAGCCCUGGGAUCGCCCGCCCACCCUUCGCGGAGCCAAGCCCGGACUGCCGGCUUCUAGCCCUAUGAGGCCCUUCACCCAAGGUUCCUCUGGGCCCCUGCAGAAGUCUCCUUUCCUGAAAAUUGUGUUUAAGUGAAUCAUCUGUUAGAGAAAACUUGUUGCUACUGUUUUUCAAGAUGAUUACAACACCUUUGAAACAUCCAGGAAUUGAUUUGUCUUCAGAGAAAUUUUCUAAAAGAAGGAAAAUGCCCAUGCAUGCAAUCUUUUUUGACACCAUUCCUGAAGGAACACUUACUCCUGUAAAAGACUUGGCAAAAUAUCAGAACCCCUCUUUAACAUUGAAUGACCAUAAAAGGACUCCUUGCCUAGACAUGACAGAUUUUAAUAAUAAAAAUAGAUUUCAUUCCACCAUGCUAGCAGGGGCUACCACCUCUAACAGCUCUCUUGAUAUCAGUGCUAUAAAGCCCAACAAGGACGGAUUAAAAAAUAAAGCAAACUAUGAAUCACCAGGAAAAAUAUUUCAAAGAAUGAAAGAAAAAGUACUGCGUGACAAGCAAGAACAAGCAUCAGGAAACAAUAGUUUGUUGGAACCAUCAAAAAAUAAAAAAAUUUUUACUCCUAAAGGAGCUGAGAAAAGAGUAUUGCAGCAUACCUAUGUCUAUGAAGAAAAGGAAAGUAACAAAUCAUUCCAGUCAGAUAACAGUUCACCAAGAGUGCAAGAAGUUCCUCUGGAAUCAUCAAAUAGUACUUUCCUUCCAAUAAAGAAAAAGAUUCAAUGUCAGCAGGAAAAGAAAGCACCUCUGCAGGAAAAGAAAGCACCUCUGCAUAAUUUAACUUACGAAGUUCAACUUCUGAACGAAAAACAGGAAAAUGGUUCAACUGCAGAAUUCUCAAACAAGGCAUUACCUAGAGCUCAGUUGGCUAAACAAAUUCUUCAUUCAGGGGAGAAUACGUUUGUAACCACUAAGUCUAAAAAGGACACCUUUGUUUUAGAAGGUGUUGAUUCUGUCAUUGAAAAAUCCCAAAAUACUACUGUUGAAACUCUCAAUACUAACUGUGUUCCUGUUAAAAAUGAUGGUCUAUUAAUGGUUUCUGAUAGUAAGGUGACAACGAGAAAGAUUUCACAACAGGAAAUUAAGGAAGGAAAUGAGAACACAAUCCCCAGAGAGACUGAUCUUCUGGGUUCCUUGAAUGAUACGUGUAAAAUUGUGCUUGCAAGUCCAAGAUUUCAUGUAGCAAUACCUCGGAAAUCAAAAAGAAAUGCUUCAAAUCAUUUUCCUCCAAGUACACUUCAAACUCUUACAAAUGGAGUUAAAGAAAAUAAGGUGGUCCGGCUACAGGAAUGGAUGAUUAAAAUCAUUAAUAAUAAUACUGCUGUAUGUGUCGAAGGAAAAUUGACAGACAUCACUAAUGUAUAUUGGCACAGUAAUGUCAUUAUAGAACGGAUUGCACACAACACACUUAGGACUUUAUCAGGCAAUAUUUAUAUAUUAAAAGGAAUGAUAGACCGGAUUUCCAUGAAAGAAGCAGGAUAUCCAUAUUAUCUCAUAAGGAAGUUUAUGUUUGGCUUUCCAGAAAAAUGGAAAGAGCAUAUUGAUAAUUUUCUAGAACAAUUAAGGGCUUGUGAAAAGAGAAAGCAAAAGGCCAGACAAAAACAGAAAUCUGGAAGAUUUGACUCUGACGUACAAAAAUCCUCCAAAAGUAAUGCAAGAGAAAACCAAACGGAUGUUCUCCAAAGAGCCAGAACUACUUAUGACGUUGAUUGUUGUCAUUUGGAACUGAAAAAUGGUAAGCACCGUAGGUUGCCAAGAACCAUAAAAUUAAACGUGUGCCAUGGUAAUUGCCAAAAUAAGCCACCAGGAAGGCUUCCAGAUGACCAAAUAAAUAAUACUUUUCAAAAUGGAGAAAGAAAUGACUUACCUAAUCAGGAAUUAAUUGGAAAGAAAGAAAAUGAAAACUUGUUUUCAGAGAAACUUGAAUAUUGUGAAAGAACAAAUGAAAGGAUAAUUACAAGUCAGAAGCAAGAAAGAACUGAAGAAUCGAAUGUAUCCAUUGACAUUCUAACCUCAAGGCAACUGUUUUUCUCAGAUGAAGAAAGGAAAUGUAUGCCUCUUAAUCAGAAGGAAGUUUUUGUUUUAGUGACACCUCUUAAAUCUAAAAAAAUAAUAGAACAAAAAUGCAUGCAGUAUGAUCUGUCCUGUGAUACCAUUAAAGCAGUAACAGAUUUUGCAGUGCCAAAGCAUCAAAAAGAAAGCAAAUCACAUUUAAAUGGAACUACAAAUUUGAUCAGUAAGCCCACAAAGACCUUCAAAAAUGCAUUUGAGUAUAGUGUGGAUCAUAAAAGUAAAAGCAAGGAAGAUUGCAAUGAAUGUGAUUUACUCACUGUCAACCAGAAAAUGAAAAUACCUAGUCCUAAAAAGAAACAAACAGUCACCUCUGACUCUAAGAAAAAUACAAGGUUGUUACCAAACUUGAAGAAAAUAAAAAAUACAACUAUGUCAUUUCACAAGCAUCAGUCCUCAUCAGAUUUGUCUAGUGAAGAAAGUGAAACAGAAAAGGGAAUUAGAAAGAAAUCUGGAAUUGCUAAGACAACCAGAGCAAGAAAUACCAAAGAAACAGUGGUUCACCUGAGGAAAAGCACAAGAGCUGCCACAAGGAAAAUCUCAGUGAUUUCUGAAUCUGAAACUGAAGAAAGUGAAAGUGAAUUUUAUAUCAAACAAAAGAAAGCUAGAUGUUCUGUUAAAGACAGUCUUCAGAAAUCUGGUAUUAGGAAUGAGUCUCCAAUUAUUGAGGCAAGGGGAACUGAUGAGAUAAAUAAGCAUUCCUUUGAAUGCUUUCCUGGUCUAAUUCAGGAUGAAGAAUGGAAUGAGAAAGAAUUACAGAAACUUCAUUGUGCUUUUGCAUCUCUUCCAAAGCACAAACCUGGUUUCUGGUCAGAUGUAGCUAUGGCUGUAGGUUCUCGAUCUUCUGAAGAGUGCCAGAGGAAAUACCUGGAAGAUCCCAGAGGAAAAGGAACCCAGAAACCUGUCACUAAGAAACAAACAGUCAAUCCCAAAGGCCAAAAUGGCAAGAUAGGUGAUGCUGAUGAGAAGCAAAUUAUUAAGAUCACUGCCAAAGUGGGAACUCUUAAAAGGAAGCAACAAAUGAGGGAUUUUCUGGAACAAUUGCCAAAAGAUGAUCAUGAUGAUUUUUUCAGUACAACACCUGUGCAGAAUCAAAGAGUACUGUUGCCAAAUCUCCAAGACAGUGCAGAAGAAGAUGAUAUUCUGCUGAGUAUGGACAAAAAUCCAACAACUCCAUCAUCAGUUGUCUUUCCAUUGGCAAAAACUCCUCAGUGUCAGCAUGUCAGUCCUGGCAUGCUAGCUUCUAUAAAUAGGAAUGAUUGUGAUAAAUAUGUUUUUCGUAUGCAAAAAAACCAUAAAAGUAAAGGUGGCAUUGUCUGGGGCAAUAUCAAGAAAAAAACAGUUGAAACUGAUUUUUCAACUCCAACAUCAAGAAAAACAACCCUGUUUAACAAAGAAUUAGGAGAAAACUCUGGUAUUGGAAAAUUUUUCGCUAAUGCUAUGGAGUCUUUAGAUGAAGAAGAGAAAGAUUAUUAUUUUUCAGACUCUGAUUCUUCUUAGUAAAAAUGAGAAAAUAUUUUCAGGAUUUUUAUCAAGAAGCAGAUAAUACAUUUGUGUCUUCUUUUGGAAUACAUAUAUUUUCUUCAUAAUAUACCAUCAUACGAAAUUGUGGAUUCCUCCUUAGAGGUUUUAGGAGAUGAAUAGUUAACAGAGAGAUGUUUUACUCUGAAUUCAUCUAAAACAUCUUUCUGUAACUAUUCCUCAUUGCUGCAGGUUACUAAAAAUGUAAGGAAAAUUGUUUUGCUUGUAUAGAUACUUGUGAAUUUCUGGGUUUUGCAUUAUUAAAAUAUUCUACAUAAGUAUCUCUUAACCGUCCAAGUUUGUUUACGUUAAGAAAAUCAUGUUCCAUUUUUUUUAAAGCUUCCCAGAAAAUGCUAUCCUCAAGGGAUAGGGGAGGGAGAAUGAGAAGUAGAUUGUACUGCCAGCUACUAAAUUCAUGAAAACUUCCAAGUCAGCAUUUGUUACCACUUGGUAUACAAGCCAGAAUUGAUCUAAUGUUUAAAUUACAUGUUGUUAAAACUAUGUAACACUCUAUCUUGUGAUUUUUUUUCUUAAAACUUAUGAUUAGCAUAUCUCUGAAACCUAUGUAAAUUUGUUGUUUUUCAAUAUUUUAUUAGGUAGAAAUCAGAGAACAAAUUUUGUUGCACUAUGCCUUAUUUACAUAUGCAGUUUACAUUUGGUCUCAAUGUUAAAAGGACUGGAUUAGACUUUUCAAUAUUCAAGUAGUUGAUCUACCACUAGGAGUCAAGUUAACGUGCCAUGUCAUAGUAACAUUAUUUUCCUUUCAGACAGCUCCUUUUUAGAAAUAAACCUUUUUUUAGCCUAUUUUACCACUGUUUUGAAAUUUGACAUAGAAUAUUUUUCCUUUGGUUACAGUGUAUAUACACACUCUUUCUCUCCAGUUAGAUUGUUUAAAUAAACUUGGUUUA